This is a messenger RNA of Patiria miniata (bat star), 2634 nucleotides long. RefSeq names its product probable serine/threonine-protein kinase ifkA. Lineage: Eukaryota; Metazoa; Echinodermata; Asteroidea; Valvatida; Asterinidae. The record is from RefSeq and is a predicted model, not a curated record. The transcript is spliced from 12 exons. The coding region runs from base 106 to 1494 and encodes 462 amino acids.
CCACCUGCAAAUAACACCGGCUUAAUAUUUUUAGACAAAAGAGGGCGGGCUCAUCUCUAAUGGCGACGUAGACGAUAGCUAGCUCGCUACGCGAAUGAGGUAGAAAUGCAGAACCAAAACAACAAUAAUACAAUGAUCAGCAGACAGUCCGGUAGCCGCAGUGGAACACCCAACUCUAUGGUGGUCCUGGAACAAGGACGAGACAGCCCAACAAGACCGCCCUCUGGUAGACGAUCGGUCAACAGACGAUCGCCACUUAAGAGAGGAGGCAGCUCCUUGGAAAUACUACCAGCGGAAGAAGAUGAUAGUAGUAGAACCCCAAGUAGACUCAGCAAUACGGGAGCCAACACUGACAGCCAGCGUCAAACUCAGAGCGCUGGAUCCGUCAGUCGACUCAGCUUCACAGAGGAUGAACUAGGCAACGGUGAUGGGAAGGGAGGAGGGGUGGGGCUUAAGAGAAGUAGCAGCAUCGACAGGAGGGCGGAGGUGAUAACGCCAGACUCGCCCAGGAAGCAGGUUUAUCUGACGACAGUGAAGAGGAACUUUGAGCAACACGGAAUGCCAAAAAAUGAAGAGCUGGCCAAAGCAGUUCAGAACCUUCCUUCCCUUCAGAAUGGGGCAAUUAGUAAUUCACCAUCCUCCACGCACAAAACUCACGACUCGUCCCACAGAAAACAGCACGGAGAGAGGUCAGACCGACUGGAAACAGACGCAGAAAACAAUGACUUGAAACAGCCAGGAGAUGUUGAGAAGGGUCUGGAGAGGUUGACACUGGGAGAGGCUGGAGGUCAUGGGUCAGAUGUCAAAGGUCAUGACGAUGAGAUGAAUAAUACUGGUUCAUAUUACAUCAGCCAUGGAAGCACUUCCAACAGCUCAAAAGCAUCAGCCAGUGUUUCAUCCAGUGCGGAAAAUGACUCUUACUAUCUGACUCAUGACAGAGCUACGUCGUCUGCAACUUCCGAGACCGCACAAACUGCCACGGAUAAGACGGAGGAACCUACUACACAAACAGACCAGGAAACAGGGACAACCUCGUCCAGCAAAGUCACGGAGGAGGCAGAUGAUGAGAAUGAAAGCAACGAUGAUGAUGAUGAUGAUGAAGAAGAAGACAAUGAAGAGGAUGAAGAAGGCAAAGCCCCCUUCCAGCUUCUUGGAGAGUUCCUGGAAGCAGUCAUGGAGGAAGACUAUGAAAAUGCUGAGAAGCUGUGUAAAAUGGUUCUGCUUUAUGAACCGGAAAAUGCUGAAGCAAAGCAGUUCCAGCCCCUGAUUGAAGAAAUGCUGAAAAGAGAGCGGGAAGCUCAGUUGUGGGGAAGUGAAAGCGAAGAUGAAGAUGACGAUGCUGAUGAUGACGAUGAUAACAGCGAUGACGGGGAUGAUGACGAUGACAGUGACGAUGAAGAUAGUGACGAGGAUGAAGAUGAUGAAGAGAGUUCAAGUGAGGAAGAGGAAGACGAGGCAAAUGAGGACAAAUCAGACACACACGUUGAGAAGUGACAAGUUUUUCUGCAAGUAUAUUUUUCUCUAUAUAAUCUCAAAGCCUUUCCAUAAAAUCUUUGCACUGGGUCCCUUCAACAACAAGUGGACAUCGUACCCAUUUUACAGACGUCAUCUUUAUGAGUACCAUAGUUUACAUGCAUAGUGAGUAGGUGUGUUAUUGCAGGUUGGCCUUGUAUGCUGCAAAAAGGAAACUAAACAAAAAGGUCUUCUUCGUACCUUACUGUUCCUGUUGGCCGAGUGGAAUGGAACAUUCCAUCUGUCACUGAAUGAAAUUAUUCUUUCCAUUGCAUAAAUGGAAAACACUUAUUUAUUGAAAUCCUCUUCAUCUGAUUGGUAAUAGUGUGACUGUGCAAUGGAACUAUUUACCGUGAACUUCUAUGUUUGAAGUGCGGCGGGCCGUGGGUUGGGAUGAAUUAUUCAGUCACAUGUGAUCAACAACCCACCAAUCAGAAGACGGGGAUUUAUUCAGGCAUUGUAUAAUCUAAUCUAGUUGACUACAGUUGACUCUCAUCGUCUGAAAUCUAACAGACCUGCCCAAAACGUUCACUAUAUCUGAAUUUUGAUUAAAGUGAGCCAGUUUUCACAUUCAUCGUGCACAUACUGAUGUACUUACAAAUGUACGUGCAUUUAAAAACUGCAAAACAUUUUCAGGGUUAAAAACCUGCUGGCAUUAUGCAUUCAAAACUUCUACAAUUGCACGUUUUUGAUUUCAUAAAAAAAAAGCAACCAGAAAGCAAUAUUGUAGAGAGGAUACGCAAGUGAAUCCUUGGAUGCAGUUUUUGGCAACUCAUUUGACUGUCAGAAGUUUGUAAGAAAACAAUCCGUCCUAACUUGUUGUGUACAAAUGUAUGUAUAUAAAUAAAUGUUAUUAAGUGUAAAUAUUCCAAACAUAGUAUUCAUUAAUCCGGCCUUAAAUAUUGCAGCAGUAUUAUAUGAGCAAUUGAAAAUGUAAACAUUAAACAGAAGUUAUGCCGUCCAAUGUUUUUUUUAAAUUUUUUUGUAAAUUUUUUUUAAAGGCAUGAAGUGUUCUUGAAAUAUAUUUAUAUUCGGUUGUUACUUGGUGUAAAUUUCAUUGCGGUUGAUGAUUACUUGAUUUUUGUGCACAGUGAUAAUAAAGGCUUCUGUUUUAAAAAAAAA